UUGAAGACUGAGGAUGAAAUUUUCCCUAAAUAAUUUCAAAUGCUCCUUUCUUCAACCCUAAAAACUCCAGCCCUCUUCUUUCCUGUUUCCACAAAACCCUCUCAAAAGCUACAAAAGCCACCAUCCCGAAAUUCAAGCUUAUAUAUUUAUAGAAUAUAUAGAUACAUACAUACAAACCCUUGUAUCUAUAGUUUUUAGGUCUGAAAUGCACCAGAGAUAUGCAGAAGCUGCUGCGCAGAAGCCCAUCUGGCCACCCAAUUUUAUCCGUUAAUUCUUCCCUCUCUCUACCCUGCUUCCUCUCCCAAGGGUUUUACGGUACCCGAAAUAGUGUGAAAAUGCCCUCAUCUGCCGCCGCUUCCUUCCACCAGCCCCUCCACCACGGUCCCGAAAAUCCCAUAUCCACUGCGGCAGCCAAGAACCUCAAGUUUACGAAACUGGCCUCUAACAAUUGUCAUCUGUGUAGGUGUGCCAUCGAAAAUGGUAGUCGUAGUAUUAGCGGGGGGAGUAGUAAAGUUCCAUCGAGGGCUUGGGUUGUGUUGAAGGAGAGUAAGUGUGGUAAUAAGAAUGGGCCUCGUGCUCUGUGGUUUAGGACGCUGGUCGGGAGCUCAGAUAAGGGGGCUGAGUUUGCCGUCACGGAGGCUAAGGGAGUGGAUAAUUUGGAGUACGGAAAAGGUGCGGAGGAGAGGCAAGUGAGAGUGCAGAGGAGGCAGAGAAAUAGUGGAGUUGGAGGUGGGGUGGUUGUUGGGAACCCGGAUUUGUUGACAAUACCUGGAGUCGGGCCGAGGAAUUUGAGGAAGCUGGUAGAGAAGGGUUUUGAUGGUGUUGCUCAGCUUAAACGGCUAUAUAAAGAUAAGUUUUUUGGGACAUCCAGUCAGAAAAUGGUUGAGUUUUUACAAAGUUCGGUUGGAAUCAUACAUAGAAACCACGCAGAAAGUAUAACUACCUUCAUCAAGGAUAGCGUGGAUGAAGAGAUGAAGGAGAACAGCUCUGAUUCGGAUAUUAAGCCUGCCCAAAAAAAGCGACUCACUUUCUGUGUUGAAGGAAAUAUCAGUGUUGGGAAGACCACAUUCUUGCAGAGAAUAGCUAAUGAAACACUGGAGCUUAGAGAUCUUGUGGAGAUUGUUCCUGAACCUAUUGACAAGUGGCAGAAUGUGGGUCCAGACCACUUCAACAUACUAGAUGCAUUUUAUGCCGAGCCAGAGAGAUAUGCAUAUACCUUCCAAAACUAUGUGUUCGUUACAAGAGUUAUGCAGGAGAGGGAGUCAUCCGGUGGUAUUAAACCCCUCAGACUAAUGGAAAGGAGUGUUUUCAGUGAUAGAAUGGUCUUUGUGAGAGCUGUUCAUGAGGCAAAAUGGAUGAAUGAGAUGGAGAUCAGCAUUUAUGACUCGUGGUUUGAUCCAGUUGUUUCAAGUUUGCCUGGUCUUAUUCCUGAUGGUUUUAUCUACCUAAGAGCAAGCCCUGAUACUUGUCACAAGCGUAUGAUGCUGCGCAAGAGAGCAGAGGAAGGUGGAGUCUCUCUAGAAUAUCUGCAGGAUUUGCAUGAGAAGCAUGAGAGCUGGCUUUUUCCUUUCCAAAGUGGAAAUCAUGGGGUUCUGUCUGUCAGUAAGCUACCCCAGGAUGCUGACUGGUCUUUGCAUCCGUAUAUAAGGGACCGUGUCUAUUAUUUGGAUGGUGAUCAUAUGCAUUCAAGCAUCCAAAAGGUAUUAUGCCUUAAUGCUACAAUAGACACAUUUUAUGAUAUGGGACUACUAAAAGGAACAUCAAAAGAACGUAUAUCUAUAUAA
Molecule: messenger RNA, 1784 nt
Organism: Olea europaea var. sylvestris
Lineage: Eukaryota; Viridiplantae; Streptophyta; Magnoliopsida; Lamiales; Oleaceae
Exons: 5
Coding region: 219-1784 (521 amino acids)
Cellular component (GO): cytoplasm
Molecular function (GO): deoxynucleoside kinase activity
Source: RefSeq, a predicted model, not a curated record